Messenger RNA from Botrytis fragariae, 3744 nucleotides. Its product is annotated as putative dna damage repair protein. Gene Ontology annotation, molecular function: histone binding. Gene Ontology annotation, biological process: positive regulation of transcription by RNA polymerase II; DNA damage checkpoint signaling. The coding region runs from base 1 to 3744 and encodes 1247 amino acids. The record is from RefSeq and is a predicted model, not a curated record. The transcript has 3 exons. NCBI's taxonomy places the organism in Eukaryota, Fungi, Ascomycota, Leotiomycetes, Helotiales, Sclerotiniaceae. Gene Ontology annotation, cellular component: nucleus.
AUGUUUAAAUCUGUCAGUUUGGCCGCCACGGCGGCUUUGAAUGGAGAUGGUGCAGAGGAAUUUGAUACGCAGAGGUGUCUGCAACUGCAAGAAGAAAUCAUAUCGUCCGAGAGACCAGCCGCGGAUAACGAUAUGUCAUUUCCCGUCGUCGCGUCAAGCAAUUUUAGAUAUAAUAUCGACGCGACAAACAAUGAACGUCAUGUUACAGGACAUGGAAAACACCACAAUCAAGCCCAGGAAGUUUUUCAUGAGAUAAGGACCGCCAGAGACUCCGAAAUUAAUGCUCGAGCAUACGGAGAAAGUCCAUUACAUCCAAAUCCUGUACAUAAAUACGAACGAACGAGAGAUGGCCUACCAGUAUUCCCAACAGUAAAGCGAGACAAUGGAAAAAAUUUGAGGCCAUUCGAUAUUAACGGCAACCCAUUUCCCUUGCCUUGUGCCCAAUUAAGAGCAAUGGAGAGCGAGGAAUAUACGCAGAAGAGCAAUUUAUCUUUGACUCAAGAGAAUCCUGAGUCUCUUUACGAAGCCUUAGAAUUGCAAAGGUUAAAAGACCAGGCUGUGCUUGGAACAAAUACCCAAUUUUCUUCAAGCCCACCGAUUCCAUUCGAACGGGAUGAUCUGCCAGGCCCACGAUCAAAUGGCAUAUCAGGAGACCCCAAUUAUACACAUACUGAGUCGACUGCACGUACAUAUGAAGAGAAUGACACGGGGCACAUAAACUUUGAUACAUUUCAACCAGCGUCGGUACCUGAUGAAGGUUAUCUCCAAUCAGAAGAUCCGCCUGCUAUUCAUAGUACUCAAGAUCCUGAGCAAGAAACUCUUCUUGACCCUCAGACUCCGGCUCCGUCGGUCAACCCAUUUUCUGAAAAGGGUAGUGUGAUGAAGCAGCAUGAGCUCUUUGGCGCAACACAACCAUCAUCGAUUGGUCGACUUGGUGGCAGUCCCACUUCCUCCAGGCCAUCGCCUGAUGUUUUUAACGGCUAUCGAUCCUCACAGGAAGUUGAACCCUCACCACUUGUACGACGCUCGGAGGUCGCUAGCGCAACUACCCAACAAUCUGAGCAAUCUCUUGACCGCUCAACAUCUACCGAGACAUCUAUUCCAAUUGAAUCUGCCCCAGUGUCAAAUAAAAUCCAAUCCUUUAAUUCUGCUCUUCGAGAAUUAACGUUGGUACGUGAACCUCAGGAUACAUACAUACCUAUGAAGGAGUCCCAAGAAAGAAGAAACAACUUAAUCGCACGUGAGGUAUCUUCUGGCUCGGACUCGGAUUCUGACAUUGAGGCACUACCUAAGAAGUUCCAAAAAGCAGCGAGAGAGAAAAAGAAGUUACGCGCGCAGACAGCCUUGUCUAGGAGAAGACCAACUCCAUCGGAUAGACCGAAUUCCGCGAAAGAAGUCAAUUCUAUUCCUGUCACAGCUAGUACACACCAAAGGUCAAUUAAUCAUCAGCGCAAGUCUUCAGAAGUGACAUCUUCUCAUACACCCCAAGUCUUCGAGUCAACUCCGAUCGCUGUGGAGGUUCCUGCUAGUGGCCGACGCCGAAGUAUGCAGGAGGACUAUGUAGCCCAGUGUGAAGGCUUUGAUGCACGAGGCACCCAACCAACACAGCAGGACAUGAUUGCUGAUUCCCAAGGUGUUCCUUUGUCAAGCAAUCUUGUUACAAGUUCUCCAGUAUCCGGACCACGAAAUCGAGCGCCAGCCUGCUCUGAUGUUGAAAUGGCAGGGCCGGAAUCAACGAGCUCAUCUCAGAGGCUACCAAGAAAGCUUCAACAGCCUCUCAGCCAGGAUCGAAACCAGCCUUUGGAAAGCAAAAACGUCGUUCAUGCAGAUGAUAUUCAAGAAAACGAUCCUUCUUUACCAGCCCCGUCCGACCAGAAUAUAACUGCAUCACCUAAUGAAGUAUCUGUCAGCGACGUUGUUGAAGGACCUCUCACCCAAAUACAGAAUCCACCCUUGGACGGUGUCGCCUUCACUGUCCCGGAGACUAGUCCAGCUACUGAUAGAUUAAUUCCUAUGACUGAGAUCGCAGAAAUCUCUCUCAGCAUAGCGAAUAAUGAGGAGUUAGAUGACUUGCCAGGAUUUAACAUGGAUGAUGAGUUUAACGAGGUCAUUGGUGUAUCUAGUUAUCAUACCCCGAAACGCCAAUCUCAGUUUCGACCACCGCUAGCUACUACGCCUCAUCCCUUCGAAAUCAUCCCUAACGGUUCUGCUGCUACAGCCUCGUCAGGGCUUUCAUCGGCUCCCAGUACAAUAGAACCUCCGACUCCUGCCGCAAAAGUUGCUUUGACUUCCGCAUUUCGAGAGGUCUCCGAAAGAGAGCUGUCGACUGAGCCUUCUAACUCAAACUUUUCAGCAGAUACUUCCAAGACUGCUCUGGAAGAUGUUUCUUCUCCGUUGGCUUCAAGUGAACAUGAUGCGAAGCUUUCCGAAACAGCCCCGACUGAAGAGGCACAACUUCCACCCACAAAAAGAGAGCAAGAAAGCGUACAUCAAAGAACGCCACGUAAAUCUACUCGAUUCUCGAAGGGCCAAUUCGGAAAGCCGCCUAUCACACAGCAAGAACCAAUAGUUGCUCGAAAUACUAGGCUUUCGAGUGUGUCGUCUACAGUUUCGAAUCCUCUUUCAUAUACUGCUGAGUCAGAUUUGGUAUCUCCAUCCGUUUCUAAUUCUAACUCAAUCACAAGAGGUCGAUCAAGAGGUCGACCGAGAGGCAGUGCUGCUAAUAAGGUCAAGGGAUCAAUCGGAGGAACUGAUUUACCAGCUACGAAAAUACAUCAUACCCGAAGCUCUGUGAGCCCGGAAGAGCAAGAACAUUCCAUUCCAGCACCUCUCUUGAAUCGAAAAUCAAUUCUGCCAUCACAGGCAGAAAGUGAAGAUCCACUGGCACUAUCAACACCGCCUUCAAAACCCUCAUUGGAUAGUAAGAAAUCAAUGGACAGUCUAUUCGAGGGGAUGGCUUUCGCUGUCUCAUACGUGGAUGCAGAUAAAGAUAAACAAGUCGCGAUCCGUUUAAUCAAACAACACGGUGGUCGAAUAUUAGACGACGGAUUCGAAAACCUUGAGAUUGGAGAGGCGGAGCUUGAGAUUGCUUCUUCGGAGGUCAACAUUGGUUUCGUCGCCCUAAUUGCGGAUGAGCAUUCGAGAAAGGCCAAAUACAUGCAAGCGUUGGCUCUUGGACUCCCAUGUAUCUCAGGACGAUGGAUUUCUCAUUGUGUUGAAAAAUGCACUAUUAUCGAUUGGCUACCAUAUCUUCUCUCGGCUGGGAACUCUUCAUUCCUAGGUGGAGCUGUGAAAAGUCGAUAUUUACGCCCAUAUUCUGCUUCUAAUGCAAAUCUAAAUGAUACUUUCACUCAGAGAUUAAAACUGCUCGAUGGGAAAUCUAUCUUGAUCGUUACUGGAAAGGGAAAAGCUAGCGAGAAGCGAAAACCCUACACAUUUCUGACUCGUGCUCUUGGCCCAACCCGCCUUGGCCAGGCACAAGAUCUCAAACAAGCAAGAGAAAUGCUUCUCGAUGCAGAGAGCAAAAAUGCCAGCUACGAUUGGCUUUAUGUGGAUAGAAAGCAAGAUGUGGAGGCAGCUGUGUUCGAAAACACCCCAGCAAGCACUUCAGGUGGUGGCCGAAAACGAAAGCGAGCUUCGAUACAGGAAGAGGAUGCUUCAUCACCAUUGCCUAAACGCAUCAGGGUUGUCAAUGAUGAGGUCAUGAUUCAAAGCUUGAUAUUAGGUCAACUUAUUGAGGAUUAA